UGGUGAUGUUGACGUCAGCACAAUAUGGCAGCUGUGGAUAUUGUGAACCCUGAAGUCUCAACAAUAAUUUCCGUGUUAACAAUCUGAGUGCCCCUGUCCGUUUCACAAAAUCCGAUGCCAUGGCAUCUGCAAAGGAGAAUGUACGAGUUCCAACUGGUGUAAGUUCGGGGUUUGGUAACAGCAAGGGAUCAGGAAAAAAGGCUACACACUGGAAGAAAAACUCUGAACGGCUGCCGGGAAGCAUUAAGCCUGUGUACAGUGCUAAAUAUCCACCAAGUGAAAUACUUCACCAGGCCCAAAUGAGGGAGCAGAGUGGAGUCAAGCCCAGAUCCAAACAAAAGGACGCCUUUGCCGCAUUUGACAGCACAACCAGUGAUGCGUGGGAAGUUAACGACGAAGAACUGUUAAUGCUGAAAGCCAGACAGCUGUCCUUGGAGAAACAGAGAAGUGAACAGGCAGAGAAAGAUGCCCUAGCUCAGCAAGCCCUCAUGAGACAGGAUCGUCUUAGUUCAGAAGAGGUCCUCGAUGAGGUCAAAGGUCAUCAAAGCAGAGAUGAUAGUACGUCACCCCCAGUGUCUCCGUCACUAAGGUCUGGAGUUCCUGGUCUUGCCGUCAGACAAAGUUCAGGUCUUGAGGCCCCACCUCCAACAUCUCCCAUGAGGUUGAGCUCGAUGGCGAUGCCGGACAGAGAAAACGGCAAACUUGAAAAGUUUAAACAGCUCCUGAGCGGCCAAAAUACCGAGCUUGAUGAACUGAAGAAACUCAGCUGGUCUGGAAUCCAUAAAUCGGUUCGUCCCACGGCUUGGAAACUCUUACUGGGUUACCUACCAGCCAACACAGACAGGCGGCAGCUAACGUUAGAGCGGAAACGGGAGGAAUAUUUCGGCUUUGUGGACCAGUACUACGGCACAAGGACAGAUUCUCUACACAAGGACAUGUUUAGACAGAUUCACAUAGAUAUCCCAAGGACCAAUCCCCUCGUGCCCUUGUUCCAGCAACCCAAAGUUCAAGAGAUCUUUGAGCGGAUAUUGUACAUCUGGGCUAUCCGGCAUCCAGCAAGCGGCUAUGUACAAGGCAUCAACGAUCUUGUCACUCCAUUUUUUGUAGUAUUCCUCACUGAGCACACAGCUGCAAACGUAGACGUAACUGAAGACCUAGACAUCACAGCUCUAUCGACAGACAAGCUGAGGGAAGUCGAGGCGGACACGUUCUGGUGCAUGAGUAAGCUACUGGACGGAAUCCAAGACAACUAUACAUUUGCGCAGCCUGGAAUUCAGGCCAAAAUCAACUCACUGAAAGAACUUGUACAAAGAGUUAAUGUGUCUCUUCAUGUACAUUUACACAGCCACCAAGUAGAGUAUUUGCAGUUUGCCUUCCGGUGGAUGAACAAUCUACUGAUGAGAGAGCUGCCAUUAAUGGGAACGAUAAGACUCUGGGAUACCUACAUGAGUGAACCAGAGGGUUUCGCCGUGUUCCACCUUUAUGUCUGUGCUGCCUUCCUAAUGAAAUUUGCUGAUGACGCCAAGAAAGAGAGAGACUUUCAGGGGAUCAUGCUGUUACUGCAGAACUUGCCGACAGCACACUGGACUAAUCAAGACAUCAGCCUCCUGCUAGCCGAAGCCUACAGCCUCAAGUACAUGUUUGCUGAUGCCCCACGUCAUUUGAAUCAGCAAGUCAAGAAAUGAAGUCAGACAAAACUUACAAAACUUUACAAAACCACAGCUUCGGCUCAUUAUCGGCUCGAGUGUGCAACGUCGGUGCAAAGUGUAUAGAUGAUGUGACCUAUGCUUACAUUCAAACCGCCCUCUGUUGACAAAACACUGUAUACGUCAUGUUUC
Molecule: messenger RNA, 1838 nt
Organism: Asterias rubens (European starfish)
Lineage: Eukaryota; Metazoa; Echinodermata; Asteroidea; Forcipulatida; Asteriidae
Product: TBC1 domain family member 22B-like
Exons: 11
Coding region: 120-1685 (521 amino acids)
Biological process (GO): activation of GTPase activity
Molecular function (GO): GTPase activator activity
Source: RefSeq, a predicted model, not a curated record